GAUGUUUCUGCUAUUAAAAGACAAAGUUUGCAAACUAUAGCGAGAUGAAUUAUCGUUCUAUAAAGAUUUGCGCGACUCUUUUACUUUUCACCGUCAUGGCUCGGCGCUGCGUCUGCCUUUCCCCCGAUCACAGGAAGAAAACACUCGAGCAGAGGAAACAGCUCGCCAUGCCGCGAGUCACCUGCUCUGUCCGAGGCAUCAGAGCUGUGUUUGGUCCUCUAGUGAAAAACAAUGUGUACGCCAGAGACAUGACAGGGGCCACAGUCCCAGUGCCUCAGUAUGAGAAGACCUGUGGAGUGCAAGUGGCUAAAGUGAAGAACCAGAGCCUCUCGUUUUUCAGCAGAUAUGACAGCUGCUUUGUCCAUGUUGAGGGCAGCAAAGCCGUCAUCCCGCUGCAGGUCCAGCUGGCAGGAGAGGAUCGAUGGAUCAGGGUCAAUAUCAGCUGUCCCCUGAUAAAGACAAGAAGUGAGAGGACCCAGCCUCGCCCAACACCAUUCCCUGGAAACUGUGACAUUGAAAGAGCUCUUCGAGUGGACUGUGGCCACCAAAGGGUUUCCAGUGAUGUCUGCUACAAACUGGGCUGCUGCUAUGAUGCUCGUGAUUCAGCCUGCUACUACACACUCAAUGCCUGCUCUCUGGACGGACACUUUGUGUUCUCAGUAAACGCUGCAGAUGCACACACGCCCAUUGAGCCCAGCAGCCUCAUUGUAAAGGAUCAGCCGCACUGUCACCCUGUUGUCACAACCCCAGAUACUGCUGUCUUCAAGAUAGGAGUCUCAGACUGCGGUGCAAAGAGGAAGGCAAAUGGAGAUGUGGUGAUCUAUGAGGUGGAAGUGGUGGAGCUACAUACAGGAAAUGAUGGGAAAAAUUUUCAAUUUAGUCUUCAGGUCCAGUGUGAAUACGACUCCUCUGAUCUGAAGCGUGCAGCAGAACUGCGGUCUUUGUAUGCGGUGACUAAUCCACCACCUGUCAUUGCACUGGGGUCCAUCGGAGUGCAAAUGAGAAUAGCCACAGAUGCAUCCUUUACAUCCUUUAUUCCCGAGGAACAGCUUCCACUGACUUUGCCCCUUCGUGAAGCUGUGAAUGUGGAGAUUUCCAUCGUGCAGCCAUCUCCAGAUCCCACACUUUCCCUGCGAGUGCGAGACUGCUUUGCUUAUCCUGGGUCAAGACACUCUGUGUGGACACUUCUCUAUGAUGGAUGUCCAAAUCCUCAGGAUAAUAUGAGAAGCUCUGUCCCCGUGGACAAACAGGGGAAGACCACAUCUCACUCACAAGUCAGGAGGUUUGAUGUCAAGACCUUUGCCUUCUUGGACCCCAGCACAGGCCAUCCAAGUCCAGAGGAAAUGUACUUCUAUUGUUGGGUGGAAAUCUGCACGAAUGACGUUGACUGUGCGCAGCGUUGUACCUUCAUUUCAUCUGAGGGGGAGAGACCGAGAAGAGAGGCCGCAUCUCAACCCCACCAGCUUCAACUGGUCUCUUUAGGGCCACUGCAGCUGGUCCAGAAUAACACUGAAGCCGAGAAAGACCCCUGCAUGAAACGGGGAAAAAUGUUUCAGGUGAUCGUAUAUAUCCUGUCUGGUGUUGGUACUGGCCUUCUUGUGGUCCUGCUGUUCAUUGUGUGUUCAAGCAUCAGGAGGUGUCAGAACAGAGGAAUGCAACGAGCACGCGACGAACAAGAUGGCAGUGAAGCAUCUCAAUAAAUGUCAAU
Neolamprologus brichardi is the source of this 1708-nucleotide messenger RNA. RefSeq names its product zona pellucida sperm-binding protein 4-like. Gene Ontology annotation, molecular function: acrosin binding; structural constituent of egg coat. Gene Ontology annotation, cellular component: egg coat. The record is from RefSeq and is a predicted model, not a curated record. NCBI's taxonomy places the organism in Eukaryota, Metazoa, Chordata, Actinopteri, Cichliformes, Cichlidae. Gene Ontology annotation, biological process: binding of sperm to zona pellucida; prevention of polyspermy.